This is a messenger RNA of Copidosoma floridanum, 1796 nucleotides long. RefSeq lists its product as uncharacterized. Lineage: Eukaryota; Metazoa; Arthropoda; Insecta; Hymenoptera; Encyrtidae. Gene Ontology annotation, biological process: regulation of gene expression. The record is from RefSeq and is a predicted model, not a curated record. Gene Ontology annotation, cellular component: nucleus.
CUUUCGAUUUUCAAUCACAUAGUGACACUAUGCAACCGUUCUCGUCGAGCCAGACGAUGGCGACGGAGACCCCGACGAGCCUGCCGCCCGACCGAGGGGUCACCUCCCCGCCAGCGAGUCGCAACCUGAACUUCUCCAUCGCGAAAAUCAUGGAGCCGGACAAGCGCCUGAGCGAGUCGAGCCAACCAACGGCGGCGCAACAGACGAGCUCGACGACCUCCUCGGCCGCCUCCUCGCCGACGAGCGCCGCCACAGCUACGAUGCUCGGCCAACAGCAGCAAACGAGCCCGAGCCACCUCUCCCUCAGCAACUACUCGGCCAACUUUGAGUCCGCCUUCAAGAAGUACGUGCCCACCCGGCACCACCAGAACUUCAUCCUCCAGGACUACUACCCGUUCCUCUACUACCAGAACCUCCUACAGAGGUCCCUACCGGGUGGAGUCCCGGCAGCGGGGGUGCCCACCGCCACCCCAGCCGUGGCCACCCACCAGAGCGACAGCCGGUCGCCCCCGCCUCGGGAACACUCAAAGUCACCCGUGGGCUGUCCAGGGGAGGAGGAGCGCAGGCCCAGUCGGGAGAAGAGCGGCAAGAGCUCGCCCGAGAGGAGAGCCGAGAGCAACUCGAAGCAGAACAAGACCUUCACGUGCUUGGUUUGCAAAAAGGUGUUCAACGCCCAUUACAACCUGACGCGGCACAUGCCCGUCCACACGGGGGCCCGGCCCUUCAAGUGCAAGACCUGCGGCAAGGGGUUCCGGCAGGCGAGCACCCUGUGCAGGCACAAGAUCAUCCACACCCAGGAGAAGCCCCACCAGUGCAAGACCUGCGGCAAGGCCUUCAACCGGAGCUCGACCCUGAACACCCACACGCGCAUCCACGCCAACUACAAGCCAUUCAUAUGCGAGACCUGCGGCAAGGGCUUCCACCAGAAGGGCAACUACAAGAACCACAAGCUCACCCACAGCGGCGAGAAGGCAUUCAAGUGCACCCUGUGCACCAAGGCCUUCCAUCAGAUCUACAACCUCACCUUCCACAUGCACACCCACAACGACAAGAAGCCCUUCAGCUGCAAGGUCUGCGGCAAGGGCUUUUGCCGCAACUUUGACCUCAAGAAGCACAUGCGCAAGCUCCACGACGCGGGCUCCCCGCUCCUUGGCUCGGGAAACCCCGGCGGGCCGAGCCCGGGUGGGCCCGUCGUGGUACACCAGCCUGGUCACCACCACCACCACCACCACCCUGCACCGGCUGAUUUCGCGUCGUUGGUGCACCACGGGCCCGGGGGGGCGGGUCACCGGUUCGAUGGGCCCUUCCUGCUGCCACCCCCCGGCUCGAGCGCCUUCCUCGCCAAGUCGAUGUGACAGGAGAGCCCGCGGUUCGGUCGCGCUGGUGGACACAGUCCGCUGAUGAUCGUCCCGUCGCCCUGCAGCUACCCCGUCGAUCUCGACUCGCUGAUGCACACGUCCAAGUGAACCGCCCACCAAAGGACGAUCGGAUACCCCGACAAAUUUUAUAGCUAUUACUACACGACAAGCCCACUGUGUUAUUAUUACCGCUCAAGAUACACUAAUGUACAUACGGUUGUAAAUAAGCGUCCGUGCAUGGGAUCACUGUCACCGAUUUCAGAGAAAAAGAGAUAUUCGAUUGUAUAUGUAUAUUACAUAAUAUGUAUUAGUAGGGGUGGAUAAGAUUAUAUAUUGUACAAAAUAUUAUUGAGAGUAUAAUUAUAAUGGUUGAUGGUUAAACGCUGCGGUGUGUGCUCGAGAUAAGGUCAAAUAUAUAUGUGUAUAUGAUACCCGUAC